Messenger RNA from Ostrea edulis (European flat oyster), 6704 nucleotides. Its product is annotated as ADAMTS-like protein 4. Gene Ontology annotation, biological process: extracellular matrix organization. Gene Ontology annotation, molecular function: metalloendopeptidase activity. The record is from RefSeq and is a predicted model, not a curated record. NCBI's taxonomy places the organism in Eukaryota, Metazoa, Mollusca, Bivalvia, Ostreida, Ostreidae. Bases 2823 to 5381 code for a protein of 852 amino acids. The transcript is spliced from 17 exons. Gene Ontology annotation, cellular component: extracellular matrix.
ACAUAGUAGUCUUCAUUUUCACAUGUUGUUGGUUUUAAAAAAAUAUUUUGUCAGCUUUUUUUGGGUGUCUGUUUCUUGUAUUUGUCCAUUUUAAGCGUCUUUUCUAAAUCCUGAACCUCAUUUAAAAUUGUCGACAUGCAAAAUCGACAAUCGAUUCUGGCGAGUAGUUACUCUUCUGUUCCUCUAAUGAUAAAUUUUCGAAGAAAAUGUAGUCAAAGUGGUUUGAUCGUUUAAGAAGAAAAAUCGAGCUUGCUAAAUUUAAUUGGGUUUGAUAUUAACCUAUUUUGGUGAAUUCUGAGAGCUUUUGUUUCUAAAUAGGAAGACGUUCUGAACCCAAUCUGACGUUCUUACUACCAUGUAUCUAUAGGGUUAGGUUUUAUGAAGCUAAAAAUAAGUCACCAAGUUUAUAUAGUACAAAAUAAAGCAAUAGUGAAUCAAAGGGUCUUCGUGUUAAUAGAGGUGGUUGGGUCGAACACUGCAGAGGACAAUGAUAAAAGCAGAUAUUAAUUACCACAUCUAAUGGCUGGAAGCGAACACUUAAUUAUAAUCACACCCAAUGGACUCCCGGUAUUACUGCAGGUAUGCCGGUAUAUGUCAACCUAGCCCAUGCUUAUACAUUAUUUUACUCAAGUAAGUAAAUAUGAAUAAGAAUAAAAUACAGACAAAUUUAAAAAAAAAAAAAAAAGAAGAAGCAAAAACAAACAUUGAUUCUUAUGAUAUUGUUAUUAGCACAACUCGGCUAUAAAAUAGAACUAGCACCAACUCGGGGAGAUUGUCAUCAUUAGCAUCGUCAGAUGGUUUCGUUUCAAUAGUCUGUAUAUUUUUGAAUACAGAACUUGUUACUUGGCCAAAAUGGGAACGGUGGAGAAGCUUCGUAUUACCAAUUUUUAGCGGCGAUGCCAAUUACGUGGGGAAUACCUCUGCGUUCUAUGUGGCAUUGUUUAAACGUAAUUGACUUCUUAUCUUCAAUUAAGAAAUUGUUCUAAUGUAAAUUUGAAAAUCUUUCCCACCUGGCGGGAACUUAACAAAAUGUACGAUCACUUAACGAAUGUAAUGAAGUAUUUCUCACAGAUUGUUUAAAUUUUAACACCAGGUGCCGAAACUUCCCAGGGUAAUAAAUCAGAGAAUUUUCAGUUUUGUCAACUUUAACCAAGGAGUUUAGUUGCUAUGAGAGUGAACUUUCAUUGCCUCUCUCUCAUCAAAAAUAUUCACAAUACUAUCAAAAUAUCUUGCAGACCCCGUUUCAUUUGUCGUAAAAGCUGAAAAACUUUACGAAACAGAUUAUCUCAUAUACACGUUUUCCCAAACUUUUCUCUUGCAAAUCUUCUUUUAAAUUUGUUUUUAUUCAUGAAAAAGUAUAUAUACUGUAAACGUAUGUUUAUCUAGUGUGUCAAUGAUAUUUUUACAUCGUCAUAGAUAAUGUCUUGUACGUGAAGUGAAUCAAUUGUGCUAUAACGAAAAAUUUCACAGUAAAGUUUAAACAUUAACUUGUUGUAAUCAGAACGAAUGCAAAUACUGUAAAAAACAGGCAAAAAAAUUAGACAGCUAUUUCUGAAAACUAUCACAACGCAAAAGAUUUUCAAAAACCAAAUACUUUUUGAAAUGUAAGCUUAAAGUUGUCUCGGUAUUGUUUAUGAAAUAUAAAAAUAAAUAAUAAAAUGAAAUUUAAAAAAGUUCAAACCGAUGUAAAGCGGCUCGGUAGGACGAUCGUCCGUGUAGCCCGUGUGGGGGCAAGACAUUCUUGUUUGUGUUCUGAGCGUACGAUAAAAUGGUACCGUAUCUCUGUUAUUGCAUGCUAUCGACAUUUCUCAAAUAUUUCAUCCACCUACAAACAAGCGAUCUCUGUGAUAUUUCAUAGACUUAAAAAAUUAAAUUAAGAAAUAUUUCUUAAUAAAUAUGACAUACGGUAGAACUAUUUAAACGUUUAUUAACGCAUACUUGUAUACAUACAUUGAAAAAGUGCCUUCUCUCACAAAAUCAAACAGAAUGGAGGAGAUGGUCCAUUCAAUUUGUAUAAUUACUAAUUUAAUAUGCAAGAUAAGGUAUAAUGGCACCUACCAGUAUACAGUAUCUAAUCCACAAAAUAUAACAGUUUUACAGAAAAGGUUCCAAACUUUUGAUUGGAAUUUCGACAAAUUUUUAUGUAAGCUCAUAUUAUGGAAAGUAAACUAUGCAAAAAAGUUUUAUCGAUGAUGAAAAAUGUCUCCAUCGUUGGCUUCGCGAUCAGAAACAUAAGCAUAUCUGUACUUUUACAGAUAUGUCGAAGUUUCAGAAGUGCACAUUCUGCGCAGUUCCGGAGAAUAUCCGAAGACAAGAUUCUGGGGCCAGUUUUUGACACUUUUAAGCACCACUUCCUAUUACCAAAUAAUCAGAUUGAAGUUUCUUGUUCUUCUGUAAAAUGUCCUGUUUUCCUAAGGGUGACUGCAAUUGAAAAAGCAUUUGUUAAAGACAAUACCAAUGUUAUCUAGUGCUUUAUACAGAAAAAGAUUGCAUAAUGAGAUCGUGUUUCAAUAAGAAUUAUGCAUCAAAGGAAUUUCAAAACGCCACAACACUGGCCCAACAAUCCGGAAAUACAUGCUUCUAUUAAUGAGUCACUUUAGUGGAGAGAAAUCGAAAUCGUUCGCGUUUUAAGUUCUUAAUCUAUUAAUUUUGAAGGAAAAGGCUGUACUCGCAAUUAUUGACCAUUUCUAUUUUCAUCGACUUUAUACGGAUAUCGUUGCAUAUGAUAUUGUGUUUCAAGGACGCCCUUGUUAUAUUAUCACAAUUUAUAUUGUUAUUACAAUUCAACUCUGAAAUGGAAAGGAAUAUAUUUGAGUAAAAUAAUGACUGUCAUUGUAUACAGGUUGCUUGCCGCUCCGUUUCUGGUCGCUUGUUUCUCCCUUCUUCAACUAUCUGCAACCAGCGCCAGGAGACACGGGUCAAAUCAUCACGCCAGAUCGAGGCACGGCCAUUCACGUGAACGCUGGAGCCAGUGGAGUGAUUGGUCAUCGUGUAACGCUGAGUGCGGUACCGGUGUGUCGUCACGAACCAGGGAGUGUUUGGAAAAUACACGAGAAUGCACAUCGGAAAAUAUAGAGUAUAAAGUUUGCAAUAGACAGGAGUGUGUGUCAAGCCAGAAAACUCUUCGACAGCAGCAGUGUUCCUCACAUGACGACAAAAAAUUUGGCGGUAGAAAUUAUCGAUGGCAACCAUAUGAUAUAGGUGACGGAGAGUGUGACCUGACCUGCAGAGCCAACAGAUAUGGUUUCUACAACACAUUUCCUGAGCAUGCGCAGAACGGUGCCCUGUGUAACAAAGAUCAAAACUCUGUCUGCAUCGAAGGAAUAUGUACUGAAAUAGGAUGCGAUGACAAAGUUGGUUCUGCGGCAACUCGUGACCUAUGUGGUGUUUGUAAUGGCGAUGGGUCGACAUGCCGUGUUGUCAAAGAUAUAUUUGAAACCAAAAAACUGAAUUAUGGGUACAAUGAAAUUGGGACUCUGCCUGCUGGAGCGACAAACAUAAAUAUUACUCAGCUAGGACAGAGUAGAAAUUACAUAGCAUUGCGGAUAUCAGAAGGCAGAUAUUUUAUAAAUGGCAACCGACGACUGUCACGUGACGGGAAAUACAAUGCAGCAGGAUCAGCGUUCCGGUAUCACAGCAGACGAACACAUAAAUGCCCAGGAGAAUGCAUUCUAUCAAAAGGGCCUACAACAAAACCGAUAGAUAUCAUGGUGCUUUCUUUUGGUCACAAUCCUGGGAUUUUCUACCAAUUUAGCCUCCCUCAUGGUCCACUUUCCCAAAAGUCUUCGUAUGAUGCCAUCAUUGUUGAAGACGAUUUCGGUGGAAGUCACAAUAUUUCCCAUUCCGGCCAUGAAUCCAAACUUCCCAGCCUCUCAAUCAACAACAACAGUUCUGAAAACGAGACAAGGCCGCAUCAUCGUCAUCAUCAACGUCAUCAUGCCCAAACAGACAGUGGAUCUCGUGCAAUGCCUGGAUACACUCAAAGUUUUACUUUCAUGGAGAAAAAGAAUAGUUCAUCACAAACUGGCGCUUUGUCAGAAUCGGAGACAUUUUAUAGAUCUCAAUCGGACAAACACAGACAGACGAUGAAAAUAGAUCCGUCUGUUGCCAAUAACACCAUUCCAGGUGCCAAUGGUUUACGAUGGGAAAUUACGGGAUAUACUCCAUGUUCAGCAACCUGUGGUCAAGGCACAAAAACACCUUUCUUGGAAUGCUUUUCCGGAAACACACGUGUAGAGGAAAAGAAUUGUUUAAUGACAACAAAACCCGUCCUUGGAUCGCAACCUUGUGCGUUGAAACCUUGUCCUAAAUGGGAAAACCAAAUACGUUAUGUGACGAGUCGAUGGCAACCCUCCGAUUGGUCAGCAUGCAGCGUCACAUGUGGUGUGGGACAACAGACUAGAAAACUGAUGUGUGUGCACGAGAUGUCGCCAAAUGUUCUGAUAUCGGUCGUAGAUAACGACUGUUUAGGUUUAGAUAGACCAAACACAACUCAACCGUGUAAUACCGCGUCAUGCUUUAAAUGGACUACUGGCAGGUGGACUCAGUGUUCAGUGACAUGUGGCCGUGGAAAGCGCAUGCGCAGUGUGACGUGUAUGUCACAAGAUGGUAGACGCGUUCGAAGAGACUUUUGUGAUCUUUUAGAAAAACCAAAAGAGAAAUCAGUAUGUAGUUAUGGAGACUGCAGGACAACAACGGUGUCAUCUGUUUAUGUUAGUAUGAAGUCAUGGUACACCACGGAUUGGAGCAGAGAUUGUCCAGUUGAAUGUGGAGAAGGUAAACAAACAAGAAAGGUUGUGUGCCAUGGAUCCAAUUCAAACACAGACCCCAGAAGAAACUGUCUUCAGCGUGAUAAACCAAAUACAGAACGUGCGUGUAAAUCGAGGCGGACUUGCUACGGCACUUGGUUCUCUGAAGCCUGGGGAAAGUGUAAUGCUACUUGCGGUAACGGCUAUCGGAACCGAGAUGUUGUUUGCAUUAGUAAGACGGGAGGGGGACGAUUUACAGUUGUACCCGACUACAGAUGUCCAAUGCAAGACAAACCUGAAAACACUGAACCGUGCCAGAUGGAGAGGAUGUGCGGUCCACAGUGGUUUAUGUCCACCUGGGGACAGUGUUCUGUAACUUGUGGAAAGGGUAGAAAAACACGUGAUGUUCAAUGUUUGGAUACAUUUGGAGUAACUAGCAACAGUUGUAACGUUCGAGAAAAACCAUCUGAAGUAGAACUGUGUAAGAAAGGUCCCUGUAGGAGGGAAACAGUCUCAGAUUCCGGGUGUCGGGAUCGGUAUUCUAAGUGUGAUUUGGUGGUGAGAAGAGACUUGUGUGAUCACGUGUUUUACAUGAACGUUUGUUGUCAUUCGUGUUCCCAGUGGAAAUCUUGAGCAAGUAUUUCACAUGUUAUCUUUCUGUUGUAAUGUCUGUUACAUGUACCAAAAAUGUCGAUUGGGGUAUGCUCACUGAAUUUAGUAUAAAUGGAAAAAUAGAGCUUGUUAGACCAGUCAAUUCAUGACACAAUGUAAGUGCAAUGAGACAGUAUUUUUGUGAUCAAUGGGCUUUUCUCGACAAAAUACAUAUUUUAGAAGGUCCUUGGAAAGCAGAUACAGGAAAAGCAAAUAGAUUUCAGUAUCGUAUGGAAUUUACUUUUCUAAGGGAAGCAACUCUUAAAUUUGUACAUCGAGAACCAGAAAAGAAUCAUAUGCAUAUAGAUGUAAUCAUGUUUGUCUCCUAAUCGAAUACAACCGUAUUGUUUGUCCAAUUCAAAUUCUAUUUCAUAUUUCUUAACAUAUGAAAAUUGUAACUGUUUUCACUAAUGAUAACCAACGAAUAUAUUUUAGAGAGUUUUAUUCUAAAAUUGUCCCGGAUUUCUUUUUAUCCUGUAUAUUAGAUAUGUUUUAUAAUCUGAAUGUAAACAAAUAUAACAAAAGAAGUAAAUACUUUCUAUUUCAUAUUUCCCUGCUGGCCAUCCCAUUUUCAGUUUAAACAAAGACAAUUUGGAAAAUGAAUUGAAUAUACUCGAACUCAUUCAUGAUACUUUCGUUCAAAGUACAUGUAGUUUUAGUAGAAUGAAGAUUUAUACUUUUGUAUUCGCGAUCGAUUAUUCAUAUUUUCUAGAUAUCAAGGGCAUACCUUCACACAAACUUCCUGAGUCACGUCUCUUUAUGUUUAAGAAUAUCUAUAGUAUGCAUCUAAAUAUAGUGAUGAUCAACAUGUUUUUGAAAAUGUUGGCAAAUUGUAGUGUUAGGUCGGAUUUUAAUCUAUAUGAUAAAUCUACUGGACUUGUUACACAGUACAAUCAUAUGUUUUGUUCACCACUACCACAAGCACCUGUUGCCGACUUCUAAGUCUCAAUAAUAUCGGUUGCCCACCAAAACCAACGUGUAAUUAUACGCAUACAUUUAAUUAGUUUUUAAAGUAAGAAAGAGCACGAAGAGAAUUGCUUUUCUCUGCGACAUAGACAUGUAGAUAUCAGUAUUUGAUAAACUAUAUGACUAAUAAUUCAGCAGCAGUGUUUUAAAUACGCAUUCAGCUAUGUAUAUUAUAUGAUAUAUGUUUUCAUCUCAUUUGAUGUUUUGUUUAUAUUUUUCACAUCCCCUGUACAUAAACAUAUGUGAUAUCAUUCUGAUCGUUACCCGGACCUUUUUCGGUCAGGGCAACGAUGAUUUAACAUGUUUUAUUACUCUGCUAUAAUAAAUUUUGACAACAUA